UAUUUUUAUUUUUCAUUCUUUGUUGCAAUGGGAGCAACUCAUACAACAAUGGCAGCAACUGAAAAGACAACGAGAACAUCCGAACCCACAUGGGCGGAACUACUGGGCAGCAACAACUGGGAAACCCUGCUCGACCCAUUAGACCUCAGCCUCCGCCGCCUCAUCCUCCGCUGCGGCGACUUCUGCCAGGCCACCUACGACGCCUUCAACAACGACGUCAACUCCAAGUUCACCGGCACCAGCCGCUACGGCAAGAAGUCCUUCUUCGACAAAGUCAUGCUCGACUCCGCCGCCAACUACCAGGUCCACUGCUUCCUCUACGCCACCGCCAAAGUCGGCACCGGCGAAGCCCUGUUCCUCCACUCCCUCUCCCGCGAGUCCUGGGACAGGGAGUCGAACUGGAUCGGCUACAUCGCCACCACCUCCGACGAACUCAGCCGCUCCUCCGGCCGCCGCGAGAUCUACGUCGUCUGGCGCGGCACCACCCGGAACUACGAGUGGGUCAACGUCCUGGGCGCCCGACCCGAAUCCGCCCAGGAGCUGCUCCGUCCCAAGAACUGGGACAAGAAAACCCCAGACGACAACGACAGCGACGACGACGACGACGACGAAGGCGUGCCCAGAGUAAUGAACGGGUGGCUCACAAUCUACAUGUCAACAGAUCCCAACUCCUCAUUCACCAAAUUAAGCGCCAGAACCCAGCUCCUGAAAAAGAUCGAACAGAUCAGAGAACAAUACAAAGACGAAAGCUUGAGCAUAACUCUAACAGGACACAGCCUCGGCGCUUCGCUGGCAAUACUGUCGGCUUUCGAUCUAGUCGAGAAUGGAGUCGACAACAUCCCGGUUUCCGCCAUUGUCUUCGGCAGCCCUCAGGUUGGGAACAAGGCGUUCAAUGACAGAGUGCUUGAUUUUGCAAAUCUCAAAGUUCUGCACGUGAGGAAUAAAAUCGAUCUGAUCCCGCUCUACCCGAGCGGGCUUCUGGGGUACAGGAACACGGGGAUCGAGCUUGUGGUAGACGGUAGGAAGUCGCCGAGUCUGAAGGAUUCGAAGAGUCCGGGUGACUGGCACAACUUGCAGGCGAUACUGCACGUGGUGGCUGGGUGGAAUGGGGAUGAUGGGGAAUUUGAAUUGAAGGUUAAGAGGAGCUUGGCUUUGGUGAACAAGUCGAGCGCGAUAUUGAAGGACGAGUAUUUGAUUCCGGGUUCGUGGUGGAUUGAGAAGAAUAAAGGGUUGGUUCUUGAUGAGGAUGGUGAGUGGGUUUUGGCUCCGCCUUCUGAUGAGGAUCAGCCGGUGCCGGAAUUUUGAAAAUGCAUGUUGUGAAAUCUGUCAUUGUUGGAUUAGUACUUGUUGUGUUUGGUGCUUGUUAUUAUCCUCUCUCUCUCUAAAAUAAUGUUUGAUGUAACCUACAUCAUCAUGUGAAAACUUCAUCUAAUUUGAUGUUAUUGUAUAUCUAUAUUUAUGGUUCGAUGAAUUUGUAUAAAACAUGCUAUAAAUUGGUUCCCACUCAUUACUUUUUUGAGA
Messenger RNA from Erythranthe guttata (spotted monkey flower), 1521 nucleotides. Its product is annotated as phospholipase A1-IIdelta. Gene Ontology annotation, molecular function: glycerophospholipid phospholipase A1 activity. The record is from RefSeq and is a predicted model, not a curated record. Gene Ontology annotation, biological process: lipid metabolic process. Lineage: Eukaryota; Viridiplantae; Streptophyta; Magnoliopsida; Lamiales; Phrymaceae.